ACAAACCUUCGUUCGUGACUUGAAGUGAUUGUUAAGUGUGCAUCAUUGUUUCUAUCCAACGUUUUGACGGUGGAUUGGUAACUCAAGUGGAAUUAGUAGUCGAUCAACUCGAACCCCGAACUGUCACUAGGAAGCUCACAGGAACGGAUCAGUGACUAACAGCUCAGGUGUUUUUGUUUUUCUUUGGCGUUGGCCUUACGAAGGGAAAAAACAAGACCGGAUGAGCCAUCUACCGGAAUGACACAAUGAAAACAUUCCGGCCCUAUUUGUCAUGGAUACCCUUCACCUUCCUUCUAUUAUUAGCUCAAUUGACAUCGGCUCGAGAUAAUCGAUGUUUCCUGAUUGGUGGAGGAUCAGCCGAGACCUUUUUCGUCAGUGAAAAUGCCACAGUGGGUUCCGUUAUCGGUGUUUUACGGAUUGCGGGCGAUCCGAGCGCCGAUGGCGACAUCACACUGCGCCUUGAGGCCAACGAAACGGUCGUCUCCAUUGACACGCACACGAAGAAUCUCACGCUCAUUAAAGCCCUGGACAAAGAGGGUCUGACCGGACCUGCCCAGGUGAUGACACGAAUUACCUGCGAGCGACGUGGUCCCAACACCGAGCCGAGUUUGACGGUUCCAGUCAACAUUCGUGUCACCGAUGCCAAUGAUAAUUCGCCCAUUUUUCGCAAUGCCACCUAUUCCGUCAACAUUUCAGAGUCAACGAUGGUCGGUUCAGUCGUUUUACAAGGCAUUGAAGCGCUGGAUGCAGACCAGCCUGGGCCUUAUUCAACUGUACAGUAUUCUAUUCUACCUGGGCCUUAUUCGGACGUACUUGGAUUCGCUAGCAGCUUGGAGGGUACCCUGGUAUUAAAGAAAGCUGUCGAUUACGAAACGCUGAAACAUUUCAAAAUCGCAAUCAGAGCGCAGGAUCAAGGACAGCCUCCUUUGUACACGGACGCUAUCGUCAGCAUCGACAUCAACGACGCCGACGACCAGAACCCACUAUUUGGCCAGUCACGUUACUGGGCUCAUUUACCCCAGCCGGCUCAAAAAGGAACCGGGCUGGAAAUCCGACCGGAACCGAUGCGGGCCGUUGAUCAGGACGCAGGAAUCAAUGCAUCCAUUCGAUAUGCAUGGAACGCCGGAGGAGUAGAAUACCAAGAUUUCGUUCUUGAUCCAUUAAACGGUUCCGUUUUCCUCAAUCGAAGCCUAGAAGAUAAUGAGCUCGUCCAGCCAGUUAUUCUCGUCGUCAAGGCUCACCAAGUGGAUAACCUCGACCGUUACGCUUUAACCACGUUGACCGUUAGCCGGAGUUGGUCGUUUUCACCUCAACUGCAAUACCUCCAGCGACGUUAUUCGGUCCAGGUCCUGGAAAAUGUGCCAGUCGACACUAUUAUUUUGGCUAUGGCCAUCAACAAACCCAUCGAUCAGACUAUUCGCUUCGUAAUUGAAAGUCACAAUGGAACGGAUCAAGCAUUCAGCGUCGAUAAGAUGGGCGAAAUCAAGUUGGAACGCGCGCUGGAUUACGAAACACAGAUGACUCAUCACUUUGUUGUAUGGGUCACGGAUGGGCUAACGAAUGAUACGGCGACGGUUGAGGUUACCGUCCUCGAUGUCAACGACUGGGAUCCGCGAUUCGAUUUGGCCGAAUACGAAUUCAUUGUCAAGGAAUCGGCCUUGCCCGUCGGCUCAGUCAUCGGACACAUCCAUGCAGAUGACGGCGAUGCAGCCGACCGUGUUACUAUACAAUUAAAAGGACCUGAAUCCAGAGCGUUUAAUGUCCACGAGAACGGAGACGUCAUUUUCUCCGAUCCAUCAGCUCUGAAUUCGACCGUUAUUCACCUCAUGGCGGUGGCACGCGAUUCCGGCAAUCCUCCUCGACAGACGUCUGUUCCUGUCAAAAUCAACUUACCAGUCGAUUUCCUGAUGAUGAACGGAAGCGGCAUUACUUUAUCCAGCGCCGACGGCAGUGGGCUGUUAUUAAUCAUCUUGGGCAUAUUGCUGGGCGUUUUGUCUCUCAUCAUCUCUGGUCUGGCCGUCUACCUCUGUCAAUACAAACGGAAAAAGACGCAACCGAGUCCGUUAACGGUUGUCCAGCCGCAACCCAAAGUCAGCGUCAGCGGACUGUACAGUGGCGACAGUUCGACGCCCAUCACGGCCACUCUGCGCCGAAUGCCCAUCAAUCCUCUGGCGCGGCCGUCGUGCCGUCGGGUCGUGCCCAUUCAGAGUCCGACUCUUAGCACCGUCCAGAAUUCGCCACCUCCUCCGCCAAUGCCACCACCAACCCCUCCACCCAGGCAGCAACAGCAGCAACAGGCGGCUGGCAAUCACCACAAGAUCUCUUCCGGCGGCAGCAACAACAACGAACAGUCACCUCCACCAGUGGCGUGUCCGCACCAUCCGCGAACUUUCUUGAGCAGCAGUCAAGCGGGCGCCUGGCCGACAGAUGCCUCGCUACCCAGACGAGUCAAGAAGCUCAGCUGGGAGGACGAGUUCAACGUCUUCUUCUAGAGAAAAA
Molecule: messenger RNA, 2499 nt
Organism: Daphnia carinata
Lineage: Eukaryota; Metazoa; Arthropoda; Branchiopoda; Diplostraca; Daphniidae
Gene: Cad96Cb
Product: cadherin EGF LAG seven-pass G-type receptor 1-like
Exons: 17
Coding region: 246-2492 (748 amino acids)
Biological process (GO): homophilic cell-cell adhesion
Cellular component (GO): plasma membrane
Molecular function (GO): calcium ion binding
Source: RefSeq, a predicted model, not a curated record